Messenger RNA from Phalacrocorax carbo (great cormorant), 5192 nucleotides. The record is from RefSeq and is a predicted model, not a curated record. NCBI's taxonomy places the organism in Eukaryota, Metazoa, Chordata, Aves, Suliformes, Phalacrocoracidae.
UGGAGUUUCCUGCAUUUGUAUUUCUGUUUAUUUUAGCCUGUAGCAGGGACCAAGCACAUAGACAAUUAAGUUCCGGAUACGACUGGUUUCGUUUUUAAGCGUAGUCGGUACCACGUAGCGCAACUUCCCUCCUGCAUACCCUGCGUGCUUCGCGCUGCCCCGCACGGGAGGCUGCAGCUUUGGUGUAGGACGCUUCUAGCUGGGGGCCAGUCCCCUCUCCCCAUAAAUUUCAUCGUGCUUGCUGUGAUCUUGGAAGAGCUUCUGGAGAUUUACUAGAGAGGAGAAGAUUUACCAGGAGUGAGAAAAGACAAUGGAUCCAGACUUUUUAAAUAUAUUUACACAACCUGCUGCACUUAAUGAAUUCCUAGCUGAGAAUGUCAUCGCUCAAGGUGAGAGGAGGAAACUCAUAAAACCGACCUCAAGCAACAAUGCCAAAUUGGAAGAAUUAAAACUGUUAUUGAUUGACUGGAUUAACACAACUCUGAAAGAGGAACACAUAGUAGUUAAAAGUCUGGAAGAAGAUCUGUAUGAUGGGCUGGUACUUCAUCAUCUUUUGGAAAACCUAGGAUCUCUCAAGCUGGAUGUUGACAAGCUCGCAUUAACAGAAAAAAAACAGCGACAGAAACUCUCUGUGAUUCUGGAAGCUGUGGCUAAGUGUUUGCAACUGGAAGAAAGUCAGCUGAAGUGGAGUGUGGAAUCUAUCCUGACAAAGGACUUACUGAGCACACUGCAUCUUCUGGUUGCAAUAGCAAAGCACUUCCAACCCACCCUGGCCAUGCCUCCAAAUGUUCAAGUGGAAACAAUCACCAUUGAGAACACCUCCAGAGGAUUAAAGACAGCAAGUGCAGUGGAAUAUAUCACAGAAAAUAAAGACAAUUUAGAAGCGCAGACAAAAAAUGAUGCCUUUGAUGAAUUAUUUAGCCAUGCUCCAGAUAAACUGGAUGCUGUAAAAAAGGUGUUUUUGCAAUUUGUCAACCAGCAUGUUGCAAAAUUAGGAUUAAAUGUGAAAGACAUCGAAUCUCAGUUUGCAGAUGGAGUUAUCUUACUUCUGUUAAUUGGACAACUGGAGGGUUACUUUCUGAAUUUAAGGGAUUUCUUCCUGACUCCAUCCAGCACCACAGAGAUGCUUCACAAUGUUAACCUUGCAUUGGACUUGCUGACAGAUGGAGGUCUUCUGAAUUUUUCUGUGAACUCUGAAGAUAUUGUCAAUGGAGAUAUGAAGACUAUAAUGCGGAUUCUGUAUUGCUUGUACUCUAAAUACAAGACCAAAGAAACAUGAAGAGCAAGGCCAAGAGCUUGGCCUUUUUUCUUGUUUUCAUAGCAUAUCAUGGUCUCAUUUUUGGAUUCCCAGCUCUGUUUGCCACUGUUUAUGUGUAUGCACUUGUGUUUGACACUUGCCAUAUUAACACUGUAUAUACAAGUAUGUAUUCAUUCAAUGUUUCACAUAUAUCACCUGAAUAACUGUAAGUAUGUGUGUGUCCAGAGCCAGUGUACUGUGUAAUUCUGUGGUGUAGCUCUUACUCCAGCCCUGUCUCUUGUUCUCUCUGAGUCCCACUAAUGCUGCAAAGAAGUGCAAUGUGUGUUUAUUCUGGACUGUGGAUUCUUUGCCUCUGGAGAUGAAUUUGGAAGCUGUUAUUGCCACCUCCCCACUUCCAUGCUUCUGAUUCACCUCUCUAGUUUCCAGAGUGAAAGACCCACCAUGGCAUCUCUGGGAAGAUUGCAGACAUGCUUGAAGCUCAAGUUCAAAACCUUUUUUACACAGGUGGCCAGCUGUUGUCACAUAAGAAGACGUGGACUGGGCACCAAAUGAGUAGGUUGCUGAAAUGAAAUCAGAACUUACCAAGUGUUUGAUAAAAGUUUCACCAUUUGCCUGCUCAAACAUGGAAAGGGGACCCAGAAUAACAUGCUGGUGUGAGACCAUGCAGUAACAGAGGGGUCUCCUGCACAGCUGUGGAAAGUUGCCCUUAUUUUCUUGCUAAGCAAAUGCCAAACUGUGGCCAGCUCCAGCCUCUUGCAGCCCUAAUGUAAUGUCUGACUAGGGGGAAUGCCAAUUCCUGUGUCGAGCAGGUUAUAGGAGUGUCUAACGCAAUGGCACUUUCUCUCCGGUGAGAGGUGGAUAGAUUCUGGUUUCCUCUGCAGCUGGUCAAGGCCAUCAUGGACAGUAGUGAAACUCUCAGCUGCUGGCACUUCUGACAGCAUACUCAUGCUGUGGGGGCUCUCAAACCCCUCUGAGACUCUCUUAGAUUAAUUUGUCCAGCGACAUCCCCAAGCAUCCCAGAGCCCCCUCUGAAUGCAGCGAGGCUAGCCACAAUUUAUGUUAGCUGUCACCCUUGGUCUUUCUGGGGCAUCUUAAACAGGAAUUCCUUUAAAUCCACCAUCUACUUUCUUGACCUUAAAAUUAUGUCAUGUUUAUGUUGGAUAAAGCUGGAGAUGUAAUUAAGAAAAAAAAAAAAGAUGUUUUGGUAUUAUUUUGGCUUCCAUUUAAACUGAUUUAAUAUCCUGUCGUCAGUGACUGACAUUUGAUCUCUGUUUUGAUCCUCCAUCUGUGUGUUAACGGGAAACCAAAACUCGCCUAGCGUGGGUGCUGACAUUUACAGAUGAGAAUUUGUUGUGUCUAGUUCUGGAUCACACAGGCUAAGAAAGAUCCUUAGAUAGCAAUGCUGAUAAGUCUUCGAGUCCUGUGUUUGAAAAUGGUAAUACUGCACAGCUGCUGGAGGAACGAAUUCUGCAAACUGCCCUGAGCCUAAUCCUUUUUGCACCAAUAAUUACCUUGUUGUUUUUACAGAGGAAAAUCCAAUGUGUGGUGCCGAUGAGCUACAAGAAUAUCAACUUACUUCCUUAGAAAAUUAGUUGUGUGUGCUGUUUUGAAUGAUUUAAGUAAAAAAUACUUGGGUUUUUUGUUUUUUUUUUUUUCAUGUGCAAGUCUCUGUAGGUAUCUUGCUUUAUUCCUUAACGGGCUUCAAGCAAUCGAAUGGGAAACCUCAGAAGUUUGUUCUUGCUUCACAGAUCCCUGCUGCUGUUGCGGUAACAUGGCAAGCGGAUUGUAGAAGAAAUCGUAAUCGAGCAGAUAAAACUGGGAUGUGGCUUGGGGCAAGCGAGCAGGAGGGCAUUUGGUGGUGAUACAGUGGCAGCAUGGCCUUUUCCGCCAAGGAAGCCAAUAUGAAUCUCUUCCCUGGUGCUGGUGACCAUAUGUCGUUUCCAGGCAUGACCUAGAGGGUAUGAAAAAGUCAGUGGUGGGGGUUAGCUGGUGCUGCCCUCGUCUGAUGGUUAUUGCUACUCAAGGAAACAGUUGGAUUUUUCUCUGUGUGUUCUGAGUUUUGCGGUCCACUCCUCUGGCAUGAGUAAAUCUGGUGCUUGUACUUCUGCAGAUUUCUGGCAGGGGAAGUCUAGUUCUUGGUAUUUAAUAAAUGAAAGGAUCAUAUUCCCCUUCCAACACCAGCUUGCCUAAACCUUUUAUGAACAAGUCAUUCUUUUGAAAACAUACAGGGGGAAAAAUGACAGCUAAUGUACUUGAAUCAAAAAUAUAGCGAGACCAAAUAUGAAUGUUUUAAUCUGUUUUUUAUGCUGCCAGCCAAUUUAUAACACGCUUGACAUCUCUGAACACUUUGAUAAAGAGCCUGUGUUUGAUUCCUAAAACAUGCUAGAGAAUUUUACUAAUCCAUCAUACAGGCACCCACUCCAUAAAUUGGUGUAGAAUAUGCAAGUGCACUAUUUACAUUUGAGAUGUAGUCACAGACUUGGCAUAGUUUUAAUAGUAACUAUAAAGUGACAGAGCUAAAAAGAAUAUUCCGACAGUACGAAACUGGGGAAAAAAGAAAUAUAUGUUAUUGUUCUUAGAUGUUACUUUUGCCUUACAUCAAGGUAACCUGUUUCCCUUUUCUCUUAUAUUUAUAAGUUAAUGAAAACCAAAGCUGCUUACUGUUUAAGCUGGCAAGUUAACUAUGAUAUUUUGAAUAAACUAAGCUCUCUCUAUGCGAGCCUGUUCAUUGACACAUAAUUAAGUUUACAAUUCUCAUGUUUAAACCCUAGAUAGUAAGCUGUUUGUGAUGGAAAAGCGUGGUGGACUAUUAAGGUGUUGGGGUUUUUUUUAUCGUGCUGUGUAGCUCGGUCUGCAAAUUUAACUGCAGUGACUGUUCAGUUUUCCAACAGAGUCGUUGACUGGCUGUGUCUUACUCUGUUUCCAAGGAAGAACAUGCAGUCUGUUUACCUUUUAAAUAACCGGUAAAUGGUCCAAGAAUUUCUAAGCCAGAGAAGAGCCCUACAGGAGCUUCUGUUGUUAUCCUUGUCUCAAAGAUAAGUGGUGCCGUGGCUUGGCAGCAGGGCAACGGCCAGGACAUGAAACAGAUCUGAAGUGUUUCUGACUCCUGCUUGCUGUCAUCUUUCUGUUGUCCUGUCUUUCCAAAAUACGCGGCCUCAUAACUAUAAAGAUGUCUUCCCAGAGGCGGAGGGGCAAGGGUCUGUGGAGAGAAGCGCAGGUGGAGAGGGCACAGUUACCAUGAUGAUUUUUAGGGGAAAGUGCACAGAAGUUUUUGUUAAUGGGAUCAUGGGACUGAGACAGGUACUGGCUGUAAAGCCUGGGAAAGCAAACUAGGGAUCUGUCCCUGCUGUCAAACCCCCUUCUCCUCCUUGGAAGGAGGAUUACAUUGCCAUUUUUUUCAUGCCCUCAUUUGGAUACAGCCCUCUGAGCGGGACCUUGCUGAUGUGCCUCUCUGGGAACUGGCCCGUUAAAUUCCAGAGGGAAAAUGCUGGCAGUCCCCAAAUGCACUUGGUGGGUGGGGGCAGCACCUCCACUUAUCUGAGGCGGAGCCUGUUCUUAGUGCCUGUCCUUUCUUUCUUCUUUUUCCCCCCUUCUUUUCCUAUGGUUUCUAUUGUGUUGCUUCUUGCAACAGUCGCUUCCGAAAGUCUCUUUGGCAAUUAGGCUUUCAAACCAUGAAAGCAGAUAAUUCAAAUUCUUCCCCUCCAUGAGCUUGAAGGGCAUGUGUGUGUUUGUGUCUGUGUGAAGUGAUCUUGCUGUUCUUUCUCUUUCAGGCUUCUAAAAUUUCCCCAAAGAAUAAAAGCCAUUGUCAGUUCUUACACAAGUGAUUUUUUCUUUCUAGUCAAUUAAUAUUGUAAUAAAGAAUAAAUUAAAGUGUUACUUUGGAGAAAACAAAAUUCUGUAUAUGAGCCCUUCUACUUGCUGUGGGGAUGGAUUG